Molecule: messenger RNA, 1303 nt
Organism: Sinocyclocheilus grahami
Lineage: Eukaryota; Metazoa; Chordata; Actinopteri; Cypriniformes; Cyprinidae
Exons: 3
Coding region: 44-1267 (407 amino acids)
Cellular component (GO): extracellular region
Molecular function (GO): growth factor activity; cytokine activity
Source: RefSeq, a predicted model, not a curated record
AGCCUGAAAUUUUCAGUGUGUGAUUUUAACCUUAGUUUUGAGUAUGUUUAGCCUGACCAGCUCUUUGCCUUCAUUCGCUUGUGCCCUGAUGUUGUGGGCUUUGUUGUCACCUCCAAUGGUCCAGGCCUGCCAAGGAGACAAAUUACCGCGUGACAUGGUGCUUGGCUGGCUGAAAAGUCGGAUCCUUGACGGUUUGGGGAUGGAUGAGCCUCCUCUGCCAGUGCUUCAGCUGCCAACACAGCAAGCGGUGAACAAAGUUGUGCAUCAUGUAGCUUCACGAAUGACUAGGGAGAUAAGAGUGGAAAGAAGACACCAUCAGGAGUCCUCACAGGUCAUUCUGUUCCCAAGCUCAGAGUCUACAUGCAAGGACAUGCCUGAUAACUCCUCUGAGGCUGCAUCUGGUUACUUUACUUACUACUUUCAGCCCUCCCUGGACAGCCAGGACUCCAUCAUCACUUCUGCCAACUUCUGGUUCUAUGCUGGAGAGGCCAUUGCUUCUAGCAACAUUUCAGCGCCCCUUUUCAUUCUCACCCCUUACCAUGAGCUGCUCCAAGCAACUGUAAGUCCAGUCAAACAGAUAGAAAUCUCCUUCGAGGACCUUGGCUGGGAUAACUGGAUUGUACAUCCUAAAGCCUUCACCUUCUACUACUGCCAUGGCAAUUGCUCCAGCGCUGAGCGCACUACUACCAUUCUUGGCAUCAACCAGUGCUGCGCUCCUGUUCCAGAGAGCAUGAAGUCUCUCCGUUUCACCACCACCUCAGAUGGGGGAUACUCAUUCAAGUAUGAGACCCUGCCUAACAUCAUACCAGAAGAGGGUCACCCUUGGCUCUUUCGUGGUGGUUACUUUACUUACUACUUUCAGCCCUCCCUGGACAGCCAGGACUCCAUCAUCACUUCUGCCAACUUCUGGUUCUAUGCUGGAGAGGCCAUUGCUUCUAGCAACAUUUCAGCGCCCCUUUUCAUUCUCACCCCUUACCAUGAGCUGCUCCAAGCAACUGUAAGUCCAGUCAAACAGAUAGAAAUCUCCUUCGAGGACCUUGGCUGGGAUAACUGGAUUGUACAUCCUAAAGCCUUCACCUUCUACUACUGCCAUGGCAAUUGCUCCAGCGCUGAGCGCACUACUACCAUUCUUGGCAUCAACCAGUGCUGCGCUCCUGUUCCAGAGAGCAUGAAGUCUCUCCGUUUCACCACCACCUCAGAUGGGGGAUACUCAUUCAAGUAUGAGACCCUGCCUAACAUCAUACCAGAAGAGUGCAACUGCAUCUAACACUCUGCCGUGGCUUAGUUUAAGAUUAUCUGUAAA